This is a messenger RNA of Xiphophorus hellerii (green swordtail), 3422 nucleotides long. RefSeq names its product multiple EGF-like-domains 11 (gene megf11). Gene Ontology annotation, biological process: heterophilic cell-cell adhesion. Gene Ontology annotation, molecular function: protein binding; scavenger receptor activity. The record is from RefSeq and is a predicted model, not a curated record. Lineage: Eukaryota; Metazoa; Chordata; Actinopteri; Cyprinodontiformes; Poeciliidae. The coding region runs from base 403 to 3264 and encodes 953 amino acids. The transcript is spliced from 26 exons.
CCGUGGAGAGGAGAGAGAGCUGGGAGGAGGAGGCGGAGGCGCUCACUCACACCUGACUUCUGUUCAGUUUGAACUCCACAAACUACCUGCGCUCCCACUUUCGGCAUAUGGAGCUCCGUGUCGAGCAGUGGAGGCACUAAUUUCUACUGUUCUGUGGGGCGACAACUUGCAGUUUCAGGUUUCUCGAACGACGGAUAGCGUCCUGUGGAGGAGGAAGGCUACGGCAUUCUGAAUCUGCUUGGCCAGUAUGCAAACUGUAACAGGUCCAGAUCAGCAACCUGUCAUCACCUCUCCGCUCAAGUCUGUGUGCAGCAGCACUUCUGUCCCUUCGUGCUCUCAGAAUCACUUCGGCAGCCGUACAAAAACAUCAAGGGACCACAGGCUGUAAGAUUAGAGAGAAGGAUGGGGUCAUCGGUUGUCCGUCUGGCUUGGUUCCUCAUUCUAAGCUUCACCACAAGUGCAUUAAGUCUCAACCCUGAUGACCCCAAUGUCUGCAGCCACUGGGAGAGCUAUGCAGUGACUGUCCAGGAGUCCUACGCUCAUCCAUUUGACCAGAUCUAUUACACAAGAUGCACUGACAUCCUAAACUGGUUUAAAUGCACCAGACAUAGGAUCAGCUAUAAGACGGCUUACCGGCGGGGAGUAAGGACCAUGUAUAGGCGCCGCUCACAGUGUUGCCCUGGUUACUUUGAAAGCGGAGACUUGUGUGUUCCUCUGUGUACAGAGGAGUGCAUGCACGGUCGCUGCGUCUCUCCUGAUACAUGCCAGUGCGAGCCUGGAUGGGGUGGACUGGACUGCUCCAGUGCAAGCACAGCCAAUGGAACAGGCUGUGAGAGUGACUUCUGGGGACCUCACUGCAGUAAUCGUUGCCAGUGCCGAAAUGAGGCUAAGUGUAACCCUAUAACAGGAGCUUGUGUGUGCACGGAUGGGUACCAGGGGUGGCGUUGCGAGGACCUGUGUGAGAAUGGUUACUAUGGCAAGGGGUGUCUGCUGCCCUGCCAGUGUCUCAAUGGUGCCACGUGUGACCAUGAAACAGGAGAGUGCAUUUGUGCAUCAGGAUACACAGGAGCUUUCUGUGGGGAGCGGUGCCCCUCCGGCAGCCAUGGACCGCAGUGUGAGCAGCGUUGCCCCUGUCAAAAUGGAGGAACAUGUCACCACAUUACGGGAGACUGUUCCUGCCCUGCUGGUUGGACGGGUUCGGUGUGUGCUCAGCCCUGCCCUCUGGGCAAAUACGGCAUCAACUGCAGCAAAGACUGUUCCUGUCGCAAUGGCGGCCUGUGCGACCAUGUCACUGGAAAGUGCCAGUGUACAGCUGGAUUCAGUGGACGCAGAUGUCAAGAAGACUGUCCUGUGGGCACCUAUGGUCCACAGUGCAACCAAAGGUGUGAGUGUCAGAACGGUGCGAAGUGUCACCACAUCAAUGGAGCUUGUCUGUGUGAAACAGGCUUUAAAGGCCCUAAUUGUCAAGAGAGAUUCUGUCCUUCGGGCCUUUACGGCCUCAUCUGUGACAAGUACUGCCCUUGUAACACCACCAACACUGUGAGCUGCCACCCACUAUCUGGUGAAUGCACAUGCUCACCCGGGUGGACAGGGCUUUACUGCAAUGAGACCUGCCCUCCUGGAUUCUACGGAGAAGGAUGCUUUCUGCCUUGCAGCUGCACCAAUGGAGCUGACUGUCAUCCUGUCACAGGGAUCUGUACCUGUGCUCCUGGCUUCAUGGGUGAGGACUGUGCCACUGUAUGUCCACCUGGUCUAUUUGGGCCAAGCUGCAUGUCCACCUGCUCCUGCCACAACCAAGCAUCUUGCUCUCCAGUCGACGGCUCCUGCAUCUGCAGAGAAGGCUGGCAGGGUGUGGACUGCUCCAUUCCUUGCUCCAGUGGUACGUGGGGUCUGGGCUGCAACCAAACAUGCUUAUGCAGCAACGGCGCUGCAUGUGACCCUGUGGACGGCACCUGUGCUUGUUCUCCUGGCUGGAGAGGGGAGCACUGUCACGAGUCCUGCCCUGAUGGCACCUAUGGGCUGGACUGCCGUGAGCGGUGCGAUUGUAGUCAUGCUGAUGGCUGUGACCCUGUGAGUGGCUUCUGUCGCUGCUACCCAGGAUGGACCGGAAUCCACUGCGAUAACGUGUGCCCACAAGGCUUCUGGGGACCCAACUGUUCAGUCAGCUGUUCCUGUCAGAACGGAGGGUCCUGCUCUCCUGAGGACGGCACAUGUGUGUGCGCACCUGGAUACAGAGGGACUUCGUGCAAAAGAAUCUGCUCUCCGGGGUUCUAUGGGCACCGCUGCAGCCAGACGUGUCCGCAGUGCGUGCACAGCAUCGGCCCAUGCCAUCAUGUCACCGGCCACUGUGAGUGCCUCUCUGGCUUCACGGGCUCCCUGUGCAACCAAGUCUGUCCGAGCGGCAGGUACGGCAGGGCUUGCGCAGAGAUCUGCCUCUGCACCAACAACGGCACCUGCAACCCCAUCGACGGCUCCUGCCAGUGUUUCCCCGGCUGGACCGGAGAUGAUUGCUCGCAGGCGUGUCCCUCUGGGCACUGGGGUCCUGAUUGUCUCAACUCGUGUAACUGUCACAACGGAGCCCAGUGCAGUGCCUAUGAUGGGGAGUGCAGGUGCAGCCCUGGCUGGACUGGUCUCUACUGCACACAGCGUUGUCCUUCAGGUUUCUACGGAAAAGACUGCUCUGAAGUCUGCCGCUGCCAGAACGGCGCGGACUGUGACCACAUCACGGGCCAGUGUGUUUGCCGAACAGGCUUCAUUGGGACGGGCUGCGAGCAGAAGUGUCCUGCUGGUACAUUUGGAUAUGGCUGCCAGCUGCUGUGUGAGUGCCUGAACAAUGCAACGUGCGACUAUGUGACUGGAACAUGCUACUGUAGCCCCGGAUAUAAAGGCAUCCGCUGCGAUCAAGCAGCUCUGAUGAUGGAAGAGCUGAACCCAUACACCAAGAUAAGCCCGGCACGUGGUUCAGAGCGGCAGUCUGCGGGGGCUGUCAUGGGCAUCAUCUUUCUGCUUCUCAUCCUCAUGGCCAUGCUUAGUGUGUUUGUGUGGUACAGGCAGAGACAGAGGGACAAGGGCCAGGAGAUCCAGCCCAGUGUGUCCUACUCACAGGCAAUGCACAUUAACAACACUGACUACUCUCUUUCUGAGUGUGGCAGUACUGUUGCGAUGAGGACCAGCUGCCUCAGAGAUCAAUCAGAACCAGAACAGCACCAGCAGCACUGCCCAAUGCUUCUCCAACCCCAGUUACCCCACCGUAGCCCAGUGUAACGUGGUCUCCACCAUUUCCAGCAACCUUGACGGGACCCUGACUCUCAAAUCAAGUACCCUGAAGAGCCGAAAUGCCUCAGAAUGGAGAGCCUUCUGCAACCUUAAUGACAUAGAAGUUCAACAGAAUGAGGCACAGCCACAAAAAGCAUCGCGAAAAG